AUGGCCAGCACAGUAAGAUGCCUCAAGGGACUCGUCGCGAAAAGAAAUGAUGCAGCGAUGAAUUGGCUGCAGGACUCCAUGCAAGCGCUCACGGAUAUACAAGCCAAGGAAAGCGCAAGGAGGAUAAAAACCUGUGAGAGGUACAUCGAGCUUCUCGAAACAUCACUGACAAAGCUAACGAAGGCCUUUGAUGAAGCUCCAGAGACCACAGAAGAGGAGGAAGAUCACUUGGACAAGUAUAUAGAAAAAACCCAGGCAACGAUAAUGAAGCUGCACGAUCAUAGGACACAGCUAGAAGAGACCCUAGAAGACAUCGGGAUAGAGGCAGAUGACCGGUCAAGCCCAUAUGCAGACACUUCUCCCAUUGAUGAAGGAGCUUCGAGAACCUUUGAACCAGAAACUGCUACAACUCUACUGUUAAGGCAAAGACAUACUGCUGCCCCUUUGCAUCCUGAAGGAACAACGAUGCACGAAUUGCGGAACUAUGACUCUAGGGAAGCUCGAGACUUGAUGCAAAUGAUGAAUCAGCAUUUCGAGACCCUUGUGCGGGAAAUGGAGAACGGAUUCAAAGCCAUCCGAGAAGAAAUCAACAGGCACCAUGAUAAGACACAAGGUGUAAACGCUCACAGGGAGCAUCCAACCUUAGCAAGGACUAUGCAGCCAAGGGACAAAGUGAAGAGAGGACAUGUCAAGAAUCGCAGACUUCGGGGAAUAUCCCUUACGACUUCGCAAAGAAGGUCAAACACAGUAACCAGCCUGCAAAAGGAAAGGAGCAGUAAAGAACUACGAAGAAACAUCGCACUGGCAUCCGAGGAAACACAGAAACAGCUCAAACCGAGUUCUUUGCAUGGUCAGAGAAUACAAACAUUGGCGCGAAGCAAGGAGAAGGAGACUCAGAAGUGGGUCAAAAGGAAAAAACCGAAACCAGCUUUACGCGUUUUCGCUGGACACGCCGGAGCAUACGAACUCCAUUCGUAUCAAUUUACGCGCCCUUCGAGACACGGAGCAAAGCACAGCAACGCGAGAGAGAGCACUUCCGACGAGAAAUACGGACAGGGUCAGAGGCAAGCCCAUACACGUCCCAAAAAUAGGACAGUGGAUACAAUUCGGAAACUUGCACGACGAGAAGAGUCACAGAGUGCUGGUGAAAAAGCAAUAACAGUUUUGGAGCGUGGCUAUUACUACGCUAAACCUAGCCCUUCUGCGUUAGCGUACUUCGAGCGAUUGUCAAAGGAUAUCUCAUGGUGGUAUGCACCCGACAAUGCCUAUAUGACGUCACUUUGCGAGCUUUCCGGUUUGGCGAAAUGUGGUGGUUUGCCGUUCAGCUUGAUCACCAACUGGUACUGGUUGCAUGCUGAUCCAACAAAUACUUCACCAUCCUUUAUACAAUUUGAUGGUGAGACGAAUCUUGGAGGGAAACUAGGCAAGAUGAGACAACUCGGUUUCUAUUUCUUGAAAGAAGACGGAAAGACUUGCGAUAGAAAAUCUGUUGAGAACGCCUACAAGCUUCUGAAUGAGCGGACGUCGAGUUGGUCACAUUUAGCAUCCUCAAGCCAAAAGCAGUUCAAAUUCUACCAAGAAAUUGUCGACUCAAUGUACAGUAACUCGUGGACACGAUGGUUUCUCAAUAGCGUAGCGGCGGUAUCUCCAUCGGCUACUGGACCGUUUUCCGUACCGUCUUUUAUUGGUCAGCCGCAACCUUUGAUCAGUGCAGAGCUCGAAUUACUGGAAGUAGUCUAUAAAGGUUCCUCGGCGAGUACGUUUGGCACAGUUGAGCUCACCUUCAAAUAUCUUGUCGGGGGUACUCGAGUCGACACUGGGCUUGAAGAUUUGGAGGUGACGGCAAUGAUGAAUGGAGAUUUUUGUGAGAAAGCAGCUGUUAAUCAAAGCGCUGCUUUGUCCAGAGCUGUUGAUCAAAGCGUGCCUCUGCCCAUUUAUGCUCAAGGUUCUCUUGGCACUAUAGUCGCUCGAUUAGAUGCCGAAGCUAUGUAUCGUAGAUGUCACUACCUCUACUAUGCUGAUGAGGUCAAGAGUAAACAAUGCGGAGUUCGGUCAUCUCCUAUAGCCAAAGACGCGCAACCGCUUUUAUUAAGUGAAUUUCCAGAUGCAGCUAACUCUUUUCUGUCAUAUCAGAUUAGCCCAUGA
This is a messenger RNA of Cylicocyclus nassatus, 2145 nucleotides long. The record is from the annotation of a GenBank genome assembly. Lineage: Eukaryota; Metazoa; Nematoda; Chromadorea; Rhabditida; Strongylidae.